This is a messenger RNA of Anolis carolinensis (green anole), 4855 nucleotides long. RefSeq names its product SYS1 golgi trafficking protein (gene sys1). Gene Ontology annotation, biological process: Golgi to endosome transport; protein localization to Golgi apparatus; Golgi to plasma membrane protein transport. Lineage: Eukaryota; Metazoa; Chordata; Lepidosauria; Squamata; Anolidae. The record is from RefSeq and is a predicted model, not a curated record. Gene Ontology annotation, cellular component: trans-Golgi network; Golgi membrane. The transcript has 4 exons. Bases 324 to 794 code for a protein of 156 amino acids.
CCCUUCUAGGCAGCCGGUGGCGGUUUCUCCAUGGCUGCUUCCUGGUGCCGCGGUGUUCCUCCAUCCAGACAGUGUCCGCUCUAGGCGUCCGGCGGCUGUGUGGCUCAUAGGCUGGCUGGGAAAAUGCGAAGGUGAAGGCAGAGGGAGUGAGUGUGGAUUCCUUUUCCUUGGCUGGAAUUGAGAGGAGACUUCUGGCCUGGCUCCCACUGAGACCAAGGUGCCAAUGGAAUUGCACUCCGUGAUCUAGAAGCUUUGACAUGUGCACUUGAUGUUUUAAUUUUACUGGAUUGUGUAUAGUCACCCAGCCGGCUCCUGCUGUAAGGAUGGCUCCGCAGUUCCGCAGUUACGUCUGGGAUCCUGCUCUUAUUCUCUCACAGAUUGUGCUGAUGCAGGCCAUUUACUACAGCUCUCUGGGACUCUGGUUGGCUCUGGUGGACAGCUUGGUUCAAAGCAGCCCUUCCCUUGACCAGAUUUUCAGUUAUGAGGUUUUGGGAUUUUCCACCUCACCUGGGAGACUUGCCAUGAUGGCUUUUAUCCUGAAUGCACUUACAUGUGCCAUAGGCUUAUUGUAUUUCAUUCGACGUGGGAAGCAGUGUUUGGAUUUCACUGUCACAGUUCACUUCUUCCACUUGCUGGGCUGCUGGAUUUACAACACACACUUUCCGACUGCUCUAACCUGGUGGCUUGUACAUACUGUUUGCACAGCACUCAUGGCUGUCAUUGGAGAAUACCUCUGUAUGCGAACAGAACUGAAGGAAAUCCCAUUAAAUUCAGCCCCUAAAUCCAACGUAUAGACUGUCAGAGGUACCACCCCUCACUAUCCACUGUAGCAUCUGCGUACUACAUGAGAAUGCAGUGAAGAAACCCGAUAGGUCAAUUUGGACAGCUUAAGAACCCUCAUGUGGAAGACUGGGGCUGUAAUGCUUCCAUGUGCACAAGAGUGUUAUUUCAAUAUCAUACCUCUUGCUCCUCGUGUAGACUCAUCCAUUUUGCUCAAGUGGCACAUUCAAUGACGGACACCAAAAAUAUAACCGUAGGAGCAGACAAUGGACUGUUCUUGAGAAUUUGUAUGCUGAACACUGGAUUGUGAUGAUCCCAGCCUGGGUUUUCUGUAGCAUGGACACCAUCUAGGUAGCUGUCUCCAGGCAGUUUGCAAUGAAAAUGUGAGAUUGCUUUCCCCCGUCCCUCUGAUUUACUUCCAAUAGUUCUUUGAAUUGAAAAUCAAAGAGAUAAAACAGUAUAAGUGGAUGUGAUGCUGUAUUUCCCACUUGGUUGCUGUGGUGCUAGAAGUUUGGUUAAAUGCAGGGAGAAAGUGAUCAUAUUUAUUGGACUGGGAAAAAUAAUCUUUGAAAGGGUUUUUUUUAAAUCAACUUUUUAUUGGAACAUUACAAUUUAUUGACCAGACAGGAUUACAUUGUGGAUUAAUUCACAAUAUGUAAUUCAGGGGAACCAUAAUACUGAAUUAUAAAUCUACCAGCUAUGAGGAGAUAAAUACAUAAGACAAGUCAGCCAGCCAGACAGGCUUGUUGACCACAUCUUGCCAGGGAUAUCUGAUUUCAGAUUAGAAUGGAUCUGCUUCCAAUGAGCCUUUUUUAUAUUACAAUGAAUGUAUUUCCAUAAAGAUCUGGGGCUUUCUGCUCACUACUAGAUUCUAAUAUUUAUUAACCAAGGACACACUUUCUCUGCAGCAGGAUGUUGUGUGGAACAUUUGAAAAAAAAAUUAGGAUUACUGCCAAAACUGAAUCACAUUCAAAAGGAACUUACUCCGCACUCAAUUUUAGUUGUCUCUUAUUAACAAAGAUCUGAGUAACUACGUAACUCCCUCCUUUUUUAAAGGGAGGACUAAUCAGCAAUGCCCAGUUGUAACUGUUUUAUUUUCAUUUCUGCCACUGAACUUCUCCUUGUAUGUAAAUAUUUGUGAACGUCAUUCAUUUGUAUAAAUUAUAUUGGUAAGUUAAUGCUUGGUUUGCAAUGAAUAGACGGAACAUUUUACAAACAGAACUUGAUAAACCAUCACUCCAAAGGUGCCUGUUGGAUUCCAUUGAUGCCACCUCUUAUUGUCUUUUACAGGUAGAAGCUCUUGUUAAGGUUGCCUCUUCUGUUCAUUAUCCUCAGAAAUGGUAUUGGGAAGAAGGCAAAACUUUUCCUCCUCAAUUUUACAUUUCAAAAUAUCUCUCUGUCUUCAAGUUGUUUCCAAAUUAUGGCAACCCUACAUAGAAUUUAUCAAAAGGGUUUCUUGGCAUGGUAUGUUCAGUGGGGGUUUGCUUUUGCCGUCCCGUUAGGCUGGGGGAUUUGCCCAAAGUCACCCAGUGGGUUUCCAUGUGUGAGUGUGAACCCUAGUCUUCAAGAGUUAUAGUCCAACACUCAAAACUGUUACCAUGCUGUGCUUUCAUCAAUAUACUUAAGUGACAGUUCCUUCUUAUAUGAACAUAUUUUACAGAACAACGUGUCACUUUGCUUCCACAGGAUGGCACUGUUGCCUUCUGAGUCGAGUACAAUGGCCAUUGCAAUGGCAGAACACUGCAUAUUUAGCAAUCUCUUUCCAAUAGUUUCUUCUCAGUGGAAAACUUUUUCUGGUAAUUUUUGCAACAGUAUUUCAGUCAAUAUAUAGAGCUUUGAAGUGUUACUCUUUGGAACUUGAGUUCCUAUGAAUCCUCGCAUGCUGACUCAAGAGUUGUACUCCUAAGUAAUAAAUUUUCCAAGCAGUGGCAGGAAAUGCCAUUUGAAGUUAUCCAUACUCAAUCGGUUUAGUUCAAUAUUGUCACAUUAUGAAGCUAAUGGUUCUCCAAUGAGUUAAGCAGAGGUCCUUCAUGGGUUGACCCCCAGGUAGCCUUUCAACUUUAAUGGCAGAUUUUGAGCCAGAGAGUGCUUCCCCAAAAUGGAAACCUUAAAGUGUUUUGGAUUACAGCUCACAAAAUUUAUCACCAGCACGGCCAGUGAUAUUCAAAAAUUAAAAUGGAAAACACCAUAUGGUAAGAUGAUAAUAAUAAUAAUAAUAAUAAUAAUAAUAAUAAUAAUAAUAAUAAUACUUUAUUUUUCUAUCCCGCCACCAUCUCCCCGAAGGGACUCGGGGCGGCUAACAUGGGGAAAUGCCCAAAACAAAACAGAGUAGAACAAUACAACGAAUAUCAAAAUAAAAACAAUAAUAACUUCAAUAAAAUUAAUAAACAAUUUAAACAUUUUAAAAAAUACAUUAAAACACAUAAAAUCAGAACAAACAAAUAAUAAUAAUAGAAUAUCAAUCACUAGAGAUGAAAGAUGGAAGAAUUUCAUGCAGACAAGUGAUAUGUUCUCCUGCCCAGUAUUUUUGAGCAUGAUGAUGAUGUUACAUAACUUCAUCAAUGCAUACCACUGUAGCAUUAGUUGCAAACCAUCAAGAGUGGUACUCUGAUUUGAUCUUUCUGCCCCAAAGGUCCCUAAGGCAGUAUACAAAUUUCAGGAACAAACAGUAAAAUUAAGAACAAAGCAAGGCAAUCUUUAUAUCAUGCAGAGAACAAAAUAAAAAAUUAAACUCUUCAAAUAUGAAGUAAAGUGAUCUUUGUGACUCACCUGAAACUAGCUAGUUGAUCUGAUUUUGUUAAAGAAGAAGAUUCUGAUUUGUGUCACUUACAAAAGAAAAUUAACUAUUCUGUUGAUCUCCCUGAUGUUGGUAAGGAGAUCAAUAAAAUACUGAAUUUUACCCUGGAAGGACAGGGUCUUUGAAGAAGACUGCAAAUUGGGAGAUUCACAUGGAAGCAGAAAGUAUCCACGCAUCUUGAAUCCCCACCAUUAGGAACUUAAUAAAUAAUUGCAGCUUUGAAUUGGGCCUGAAAUGAAUUGGGAGUUGAUGUGGUUGGCAAAAGAACAUGGUGUUAUAGUCUAUGAAGUGUAUACAAAAUGCUCUCCCUGCUUUAUUUUUUUGCUCUAGCUGCGUUUUCUUAAAUCUCUUCAAGAACAGCCACAAGAAGGGUAAAUGAAGAAACUAAAAAGCAUAGAACCAACAUACAGGCGGUCCCCAAGUUAAGUUCUGUAGGUUUGUUCUUAAAUUGAGUUUGUAUGUAAGUCAAAAUAUUUUAAAGUGUCACUCCAGUCGUGUGUGUGUGUGUGCGUAUGUGUGUAUAAAAGCUUUGGAUAGCAUAGGGAAAGGUUAACACCCUGUGGGGUGUUGGUUUGUUUGUUUUGUUUUGUUGUUGUUGGCGCCUCUGUUCAGAAGAUUUCACUUCACUUUCUGUCUCUGUGAUAAUUGGAUUUUGAAAAAAAUUGACUUAUUGUGGAAACAAAGACUGGUGAGAAAGUUUCAGUGGAGACACCUUUUCCCCAUGAUAACCUUUUCGGGAGUGAUUUUCCCUUCCUAAGGGUAGAUUUAUAUCACCAGGUGUCUUCUGCAUUGAUAGAUCCACAGAUCACGUAAAUAACAGACUGUGGCUUUCAGCACUUGAGUUGCUCCAAGAAAGUGUUUCCACAACAGCUGGUUCUGUUCCAGAGUCUGUUGGCAAAUACUUCAUUAAGCAACGUUAUAUUUUGUUAAGAACGAAUAUGAGAACAGUUGUUUUUAUUUCCAAUUUCAUUUAAUGAACAAGGGUGUUUUUUUUUUGUUCUUGUUUGGAAUCUAAGUGACUACAUGACAAUUUAUAACAACAGUUGUACAUGAAAUAUGAGAUAAACAUUACUAAGCAUUGUAUUCCCCUGAAGAAACCUUGUACCUCCAUCUCAGAUUUGAAAAAUAGGUCUGACUAAAACCUAGUGGUCUUAAAGGCAAACGUGAUGCAUAAUCUAAUCCAUGUUUUAUUAAUGUCUAACCCAGUCAUAUCUUUGUGGCUCAUACCACAAAAAGUGAGUGGAUUAAAAAAACUGAACCUUCCAGUUCCUCAAUGUA